AUGCCCUCCAUAGACCCGCCUCUGAAUUCCGAAGGAAUCCCGAAACUUUUCGAGGGCCACUCUGGCAUCGUUUGCGCAGUCGCUUACUCCCCCGACGGCGACUUCAUUGCUUCGGGAUCGGAGGACAAGACAAUCAGGAUAUGGAACUCGCGCACAGGCAUGGAAGUCGGAAGUCCUCUAGAAAGCCACGACAAGCUGGUCAGCGCCGUCGCAUUCUCCCCCGAUGGUAAUCGUAUCGUUAGCGCUUCAGAGGACAAGACGCUUCGUGUCUGGGACAGCAAGGCGCAUACAUGCGUCUUAGGCCCUCUGGAAGGGCACACGGAACUCGUUUCCUCGGUCCAAUACUCCCCCGACGGACAGCUCAUCGCGAGUACGUCAGAGGACCGGCUACUCCGGCUAUGGGGCGCAGAAUCGGGAGAGUGCACUACCGCUCUCGAGCACCCGGCGGCGCUCAGCCGUGCGGCGUUUUCGCCCUGCGGAAAACACGUCGCAACCGCAUGCGACGACAGGCUCGUACGCGUAUGGGACGUGGCUUCGCAGGAGCUCGCUUAUCCGCCUCUCGCAGGACACAAGUCUGAAGUGUGGGUGGUGGCUUAUUCUCCGGACGGCCGUUUGCUGGCCAGCGGUAGUCGCGAUUGGACUGUCUGUGUUUGGGACACCGGCAGUGGGCAACUUGUCAAAGGCCCUCUAAAGGGCCACAAACUUGCCAUCACGGAUCUCGCGUUUGCGUCGGACGGACAGCUGCUGAUCAGCGCUUCGGUAGAUAGGAGUAUGUGCGCUUGGGAUCCAACAACAGGCGACUGCGUGUGGGGUCCGAUUUAUAGCGCUGAAUCUAUCAGGCGGAUCUCAGUCUCUCCUGUUGCGCGUACAGUUGUCUGUGGAAAAGAUCGUAGCUUGUGUAUUCGGGAUAUUACAUCGAGUGCACUUAUCCUUCCCAAAGGCCCCGAUAAGAAGCUUCCUAAAGGCGACUUAAUGUACGCAUGCUGGCCAAUCACCUCAUUCGCAUGGUUCGCCGACGGAUCUCGCUUUGUGAGUGCGGGCGAAGACCACGCCGUCAAGUUAUGGAAUGCAAAGACGGGAGACGACUCGCUCGACGCAUUUUCCCAUCACACAGGCAAUGUCACCUCCAUCGACAUCUCUCCCGACGGCUCGAUGUUAGCUAGCAGCUCUGACGAUCGGACGAUCUGUCUAUGGGACACAGACACGAAGACGCUAGUCAUGGAUCCGCUCAAAGGGCACACCGAAGAAGCUACGGCUGUUGAAUUUACGCCCAACGGUUCCAAUGUUGUCAGUGCGAGUCGAGACGGCACAAUACGCGUAUGGGACGCGCAGAGCGGUCGCAUACUCCGUGUUAUACAGGCGCACGAUCGGCCCGUCCGCACCAUCAGCGUGUCUCCCGACGGCUCAAAGCUCGCAAGCGGGUCAGAGGACAACACGGUGCGCGUUUGGGACGCGCACACAGGCAUUCUGAUAGCGGGGCCGUAUGACCACUGCUUUUCUGUAUCGUCUGUGUGCUGGUCGCCCGAUGGGAGAUACGUCCUUAGCGGCUCUCUGGAUGGAACUGUGCGGGUGUGGCGGAUAUCGAGCGGGGAGGAGGCGCUUAAGGUCGAUACGGGCGGCACCAUGAUGCGCUGUGUGCAGUAUGCACCUGAUGGCGGGACGUUCUUGAGUGUCUCGGGGGGCAAGCUUCGCAUUUGGGAUGCGGGUACCGGCGAGCUUCGUCGGUCUCUUGAGCACGAAGGAGUGGUUUCUGGAGCCGCGUUUUCGUCGGAUGGGUCGCGGAUCGCAAGUGGAACAGAGGAUGGGUAUGCCAGAGUGUGGAAGGUAGAUCGUGGAAAGCUGCUCUUGGGCAAGGGAUCUGAGGAGGUUGAAGACGAUAGUGCUGCUCAUGAAGCCAAAACAGCGGCCGAGCGAAGGCCAAGGUCUCGUAAUUCUGACCAGAGUUUCAUGAACCUCCCUGCAACGUUGCGAAGGCAGAGACCCGAAGAUAGUAGCAGACGUCCACUCGGCACCCAAGGUGAAAGCUCGUCACCCCACCGCCGUCAGACGGGACAACCGGAACCACAGCAUGCACGCGAAGGUCCUGGAGUAGCGGUCGCUCUCAAGAGGAUCUUUGGACUUGCCGGCGCACAGCGCGCGCAGUCCGAGAGCAACUCGGGAUCCGGAGGGGGUUUCUUCUCAACUGCGCACCUGUCCAAGUUACGCCGCAUCGUUCCUGUAUACACUGCCAAAGCCAAAGAGCGUCUUUUCCAUGUUCCAGAACCACGGAGCAGCCAAGACAGUGCAGAAGAUGUGGAGUUAGAGAGUGACGAAGAAGGGGACGCCAAUGCUGCCUCCGCUCCCCAUGGCGGUCAAUCAGGGCUUGGGCCCGCCUCGCCGCCCGAACACUCUUACCCACCGAGUGUCAAAUCCACUGACCGAGUCAGCAUGUGUUUCUGUGUCCCUUGGAAGGCGAGAUAGGCGCGCAUAU
Molecule: messenger RNA, 2470 nt
Organism: Coniophora puteana RWD-64-598 SS2
Lineage: Eukaryota; Fungi; Basidiomycota; Agaricomycetes; Boletales; Coniophoraceae
Product: WD40 repeat-like protein
Exons: 7
Coding region: 1-2460 (819 amino acids)
Molecular function (GO): protein binding
Source: RefSeq, a predicted model, not a curated record